This is a messenger RNA of Cyprinus carpio (common carp), 1890 nucleotides long. Its product is annotated as lysosomal amino acid transporter 1 homolog. NCBI's taxonomy places the organism in Eukaryota, Metazoa, Chordata, Actinopteri, Cypriniformes, Cyprinidae. The transcript is spliced from 8 exons. The record is from RefSeq and is a predicted model, not a curated record. The coding region runs from base 173 to 1051 and encodes 292 amino acids.
AGGCUUCCGGGUGGUUCGCUGCUGAUGACGUCGCGACUCAACUAUCCAACCACAGCGCUAAAUAAUGACCUCCUUGUUUUGACUUAUUUGUUUUCUUCUCUAGGUAACUGCGGACUAAACUCGACAUACCGCUUCUAUUCUACCUCAGCAGCUGAAGAGCUACCCCACAGUGAUGUCGGAUGGAGUCGUGCUGGGCGGUGAUGGGAACUUCAGCUCUCUGUGUCCGCGCGGGCUCGAGUGGAUCUGGUAUGGACUGGGAGAAUGCGCUCAGGAUGGCAGAGACAUCGCCAGUGUGGUUCUCGGACUUCUGUCGAUAGUGUGCUUCAUGGUGUCUUCACUACCGCAAUACUACAGUUCCUGCAAGACAGGAAAUAUGGACAGUGCUCUGUCUAUUUGGUUCCUGUUAUUUUGGCUGGCCGGUGACUCGUGCAAUCUUAUUGGAUCCUUCUUGGCCGAUCAACUUCCACUACAAACUACUACUACAAAAAAACUAAAGAAUAGGGCUUCUAGGGCCAGUAACAGUGCAUUGCUGAAUACGAUCAGCAUGUUAUGUCUUCUGGGAAUUACAUCUUCCUUCAUUAGUCUCCCUCGCUCAGCUCUAGAGGAUCAGACGCCUGUGAGGUUCAAGGCUCGGGCGCUGCUGGCCGUGGAGGAGGACAGCGGUUCGGUGCAGCCCUUCGAUACAAAGGAGAUUAUAGGCUUUGUCUUCGGCUCAAUAUCUUCAGUACUGUAUUUAUGCUCCAGACUGCCACAGAUGUACACUAAUUUUCAGAGGAAGUCAACAGAGGGCGUGUCUUUUUUCCUGUUUGCUCUUGUGAUUCUGGGAAACACAACAUAUGGCAUCAGUGUGCUACUGAAGAACCCAGAUCCAGGGCAGGGAGAGGCCAGCUAUAUCAUACACCACCUCCCCUGGCUCAUCGGCAGCCUGGGAACGCUCUCACUUGACCUUAUAAUAUCCGUGCAGUUCAUGAUGUACAGCAAAUCACCUCGGGAUUCUGCUGAUGAAGAUGAAGAUGAAGAUGAAGAGACGGCUGCGCUUCUCCAGAACUGAACAGUUCCCAUUCCUGCUUUUGUAAUGUUUGGACUGUACUUCAGAAUUAACACUUUUUUUUUGUCAACUUAUACAGUCGUGUUCAUACAAUUCAAACUCAUAUCAUUUUUCUUUUAGACAGUGGAAUGAAAGCUGCCUUCUGCAAGAUCUCACAGUCUUGACUAAGAAAGAACUGUGAAAAUGUUCUGCCUUCAGUCUGUGUACUAUAAUGAUGUUAAUAAGCUGUUUUUGUGCAAUCUUUUGUCAAAUUUGUUUUGGUACUGUAAAGAUGUUUUUAAUUGUUAUAUUGUGGCCUUUGAGUUGAUUUAGCAUUGAACCUGUCAGUCAGGUCAUACCUUCAUUGAAGUCUUUUUUGACUUUAUUUCUUUUCUUUCUUUUUUGUUCUGUAUCACAGUACAACAUUCACUAAAGAUUUUGUUUUUGUUUUUCUGAGGCCAAACAUGCUUGAACUGUUUCUUUUUUUGGUGUUGACAAUCAAUUUCUUUACAUCCCCUUCAUAUUCAUCUUUCCAAGCAAGUCAUCAACAUGAAAUUGCUUUUGCCGCUCAUUUUGCUUCUGUAAUGUCAUGAAUGAAAAGAAAAAUAAUGAUGGAGCAUUUUUAUCUAUCAGAAAUGGAUUGGAUCAUAAAAAUUGGAAGAAUAAGAGGUAAAUUUGAGAAUCACCACAUUUGCGGAAGCUUUUUGACUUGGAGGCAGACGGUCAAGCUCAUCUUCACGUAUCUCAAUGGUGAUGCUUGUUUCAAAUCUAUUACUCACUAUUGUAGGGUAAAUUUAGAUUUUAUAUUAAUGCAACAAUUCCCUUUCCAAAAGUUUAUAGUUAAUAAAACUUGUAAUUUUUAA